AUGGAGACUCGGGCUGCUGCAAAGAGAAAGGAAGCCGUCGUGGUGGUUGAAAAACAGCACCCAAAGAAGCAUCGGGUUGUAUUGGGGGAGCUUUCCAAUCUACCAAACCUUAUUGCCCCUGAAACUCAAAAUCUGCGUAGAGAGAAACUGCAAUGUAGGAAGAAUCACAAUAUUAAGAAACUAUCUUCCUUGAACAGCACUCUUUCUUCUUCCCAGAUUGAUCAACCUUAUGUCUCGGAUAUCGAUGCGUAUCUUCGUGCAAUGGAGAUGCAGAGAAGACCAAUGGUUAACUACAUGAACAAAGUUCAGUCCGUAGUUACUACAAACAUGAGAGAAAUAUUGGUGGAUUGGUUAGUGGACGUUGCUGUGGAGUAUAAGCUUCUACCCGAAACGCUACAUCUUUCCAUAUCGUAUAUUGAUAGGUUUUUAUCAGUUAGCCCUGUUGCCAAAUCGAGACUUCAGUUACUCGGUGUUUCAUCCAUGUUCAUUGCUUCGAAGUAUGAGGAAGUUAAUCCACCCCGUGUGGAAAAAUUCUGCAGCAUCACUGAUAACACUUAUCAAAAGGAAGAGGUUGUAAAGAUGGAAGCUGAAAUACUUGGGUCCCUCAACUUUGAACUGAGCAAUCCAACUGCGAUCACUUUUCUAAAGAGGUUUUUGGGUGUUGCAUCUCAGAACCAGAAAAAACAAAAUUUGAAGAUUGAGUUUCUGAGCUUCUACCUUGCGGAGCUAAGCUUGUUGGAUUAUGAUUGUAUAAGAUACUUGCCUUCUAUUUUGGCUGCAUCGGCUAUCUUUCUUGCCAGAUUUAUUAUCUCCCCUGAAGUGCAUCCUUGGACUUCUUCUCUGAGUGAAUGGUCUGGCUACAAACCAGUUGAGUUGAAAGCUUGUGUUCUCACUUUGCAUGACUUGUAUUUUUCAAGAAAGGCAGCGUCCUUGCAAUCUGUUAGAGAUAAAUACAAGCAGCACAAGUUCAAGUACGUGGCAAACCUGCCUUCUCCUCCACAUGUACCAAGGAUAUUAAAUUCUAUGCUUCAACUGAGUCUGAAGUUGAUUACCCAAUCGCUGAUGUGA
Molecule: messenger RNA, 1068 nt
Organism: Sphenostylis stenocarpa
Lineage: Eukaryota; Viridiplantae; Streptophyta; Magnoliopsida; Fabales; Fabaceae
Source: the annotation of a GenBank genome assembly